This is a messenger RNA of Dissoconium aciculare CBS 342.82, 796 nucleotides long. RefSeq lists its product as uncharacterized. The coding region runs from base 117 to 371 and encodes 84 amino acids. The transcript is spliced from 2 exons. NCBI's taxonomy places the organism in Eukaryota, Fungi, Ascomycota, Dothideomycetes, Mycosphaerellales, Dissoconiaceae. The record is from RefSeq and is a predicted model, not a curated record.
CCACAUUAUUGAAUCGCGAAGCAAUAUCGACCAUCCUCGCUCGCGACUUACUUCGGCAUCCUCAAACCAUCUUCCAUUUCUCUACCGCCCGGCAAUAAUCAGAUACAACACCCAACAUGUCGGACCCAAAGAGAGCCAUCAUGGACCAGAUCCGACAAUCCACUGCGCAGACCAAUGCCCGCGCUCUCGUCGAGAAAGUGAACGAACACUGCUUCGAGCGAUGUGUUCCUAAACCCGGCGCCUCACUAUCAUCGGGUGAGCAAACAUGCUACAGUCAGUGCAUGGACAAAUACAUGGCUGCGUGGCAGACCGUAUCGCGGCAGUUCCUGGCGCAAGCACAGAAAGGAAUGAUUCCAGCUGCAAUGGAGUAGGGAAGGAACGAUGCGUUGUAAUGCGCAACAGGAGCCGAGAUGUAAAAUACCAGAGCCAGGCUACGAAAGAGUUGAUGGCGUUCGGGGAAAUGAUGUCCAAUAGAACCGGAGACGACUCCGUCGGCGGGAAAGCGUGAUGUGCAAACGCCGAAAGACUAUCGGAGAGGGAGGCAAAAGCAGUGCGAUUGAAGCAGUCGACAGUAGGCAUGCGAAACGAUGGAACAACGGAUCUCGAAAGAGUGCCACAGUCUCAUGCUCGUGCCUGCUGAGCAUCGAAGACUCCCACGCACUACCACCGUCCGAACGCGCCGAGCCAAAUGUACAACAUGUAUCAAUUUUAUAUUACUUCUCUGUGAAGGACAUUUUUUAUAUGUGCCAAAUAUGAAAGGCUUCGAGCAUGACUACCUCAUCGCUUGGGUUGUUGA